AUGGAGCGGCUGAAGACCAACUGCCGCCGGAGGGAUACCACUUCAGUCUUAGGGCACCUCUACGGUUUCGAACUGCUUGUACCUAUAGGGCACCUACUGCCUACAGCACUAAGCAAGAGGGGCCUAGGACCGGCCAAGUCGCAUAUAAAGCCAGCAGGGCGCACGGAGGGAGCAGUGCUUGUUGGAAGCUCCCGUUCUACACAACUUGAAGAUAUGAAGGCUGCUCUGUGUGUCCUACUACUGGUGUCCGCCGUCGUGUACGGCGCAGAAGAGAAGAAGAACGAGAAGAGAGGCGUGCUCGGCCUCGGGUACGGGCUGGGGGCGCCGAUCUCCUCCCCGCUCGUCUCCAGCGGCUACUACGGCCACGGAUUAGGGUUAUACAAUAAUGGAAUAUACGGCAACGGUCUACUGGGCCACGGUCUCUACGGAGGGGGUCUCUACGGGGCUGGACUCCACGGGGUGCCGCUGGCGGCGCCGCUGUCUGCUCCACUCGUCAGCCACAGCCCCUACGCCUCCCCUUUACUCGGUCUAGGUCACGGCUACUUACAUUGAAGCUGUAAGACCGUAAGGUCUGGUUAAAUCUAGUGCCAAAUUAUUAGGUUGCUAU
Achroia grisella is the source of this 607-nucleotide messenger RNA. It is a transcript of the gene CPH32, whose product is annotated as larval cuticle protein F1-like. Bases 1 to 552 code for a protein of 183 amino acids. The record is from RefSeq and is a predicted model, not a curated record. The transcript has 3 exons. NCBI's taxonomy places the organism in Eukaryota, Metazoa, Arthropoda, Insecta, Lepidoptera, Pyralidae.